UGUAUGUCCCCAGCCUAUCUACCACUACACUGUUCGUUUGGUGAAUGUGGUUUUGUGAUACAAGAGAAGGGUGAAGAACAUUGUCCUAGGUUAUGUUCCGAGGGUAAGAAAUGUGCCGACUGUGUUACGAUGCCAGGAUGUGGGUGGUGUGCUUUAGAAGGACAGAAUGGAUUAGGGGCGUGUCUACCAGGGGGUCUACAUAAACCAACUAGUGGACAAUGUAGUGUAGAGAAUAUAUCUAUUGAUAUGAGUGAUAUACCUGGAAUAGGAGCUAAUACUGUAUCUUGGUCGUUUGGUCAGUGUCCACCUGAAAACGAGUGUAUCAAUCAACAUGAUUCUUGUGAUAGAGAAACACAGAACUGUAUCGAUACAACAACAUUUUAUGUCUGUCAGUGUAAAGAAGGCUACAUACAUACUGGUAAAAGCUGUGAACCAGUUUGUCACCAGGGUUGUGAUCAUGGAACGUGUGUACGACCAGAUCGUUGUAAAUGUCAUUUUGGUUGGGUCGGUGAUAAUUGUUCAGUAGAGUGUCAGUGUAAUAAACACAGUAAUUGUCGGAGUACAACGGAACCUAGUGUCUGUCUCGACUGUCAAAACAAUACACAGGGAGCUCAAUGUCAGGAAUGUAAAGAACAUUUUGUAGGAAAUCCACGAGACGGAGGAGAAUGUAUACCAUGUUUAAUGUUCUGUUAUAAUCAUUCAUCUAAAUGUUUAACUCAUAAAGAAUUUAUAGCCUCACAGAUUGAAAUGGGAGAUCUCGCUCAGAUUAGACCAAUGGAAAGUGAUGCUAAAUGUGUCAAGUGUAAACAUAAUACAACUGGUACAAAAUGUGAAAAAUGUCUGGAUGGUUAUUUUAGACUACAAGAUCGACCCAAAACAGAGGGUUGUAUCAAGUGUCAAUGUAAUGGACAUAGUAAUAUGUGUAAUGAACAUACUGGUGAAAACUGUCAAUGUCAUAAUAAUACAGAGAGUAAAUGUGACAGUAAAGAUGAUAGUAUACCUUGUUGGAGAUUACAGUGUUCCCAUUGUAAAGAGUAUUUUAUUGGUACACCAACAGAAGGUCAUCAAUGUUAUCGUCAACUGACUAUUGAUAGAGAAUACUGUUUUGACCCUGAAACACAGAAGAAUUGUAAUCAGUAUCCCCAUCCUUUACAUCAAGGUCGUACUGUGUUUUUUGAAGUUCCACCUAAAUAUUUAAACGUUGAUAUACGAGUAACUAUUGAUGUUACAAUGGGAGGUGUUGACGUGUAUUUUGCGAACAGUGAAGAAAUAUUUGUGACUGAUGUGAAUGUAACGAAUGGAAUUCAUCUUGUACAUCUUGAUAAUAAACUGAUAGUUGAUGCUUCGGAAGCUUUAUUUGGUCAUUCAGAUUUAUUACGUAGAAAUAAACGAAGUGUGUUUGAAGAUUCUAAUCAUGGAAAACGUGCUGCAGUUAACUCCCCUGUGACGGGGCCGUUUUCGUUACAGGAGGUCAAGGCCAACGAUCUCAAUACUUUUAUUACAAUUAAAAAACAUAUGACAAUAUUAGUGGUUCGCGAUGUUCAAUUUCGCUUAGUCAUUACUCUACCUAGCGACGUUCAUAAACUCGGUACCUCGCGAUUUUUUAUCGUUCUCUCUAGUAAAGGAGAUAAGAAACAUAACGUGACGUAUGGAAGUUUGUAUUUCCGUCAAGAUCAACCCCAUAUUGAUCUUUUCGUUUUCUUUUCUGUCUUCUUCUCGUGUUUUUUCCUAUUUUUAGCAAUGUGUGUUAUGUUAUGGAAAAUGAAACAAGCGUUUGAUACGAGGAGAAAUCGUCAAUUACGAGCCCAGGAGAUGGAAUGUAUGGCUUCCAGACCGUUUGCCAAAGUAUUAGUUUUAAUAAAACAUGACUAUUCUAUACCUACCCCUGUUUCAUUCUCGUUACGUAAAAAUCGACCGUUGAAACUAGUCCCUAAAAACAUGCAUUGUCCGAACCCCAGUCCUAUUCAUCUUCCACCUAUUAAUAUCAAAGAACCACAACUCUGUACAGCACCGAUAGCAGUGGAACCUACAGACGAUGGUAUUGCAGCUGUUGGUACUAUUUUAAUUCAGUUACCAGGUGAUAUUCAUGCACCAACUAAAUUAUGUCUGGGUUCGGCGUUGACGAUGAGACUCAGUCCUCCAGUUCAGGCUACGAAAGGAAACACAAGAGCCCGGCCCAGUGCUACUACUUGUUGA
Molecule: messenger RNA, 2196 nt
Organism: Lottia gigantea (owl limpet)
Lineage: Eukaryota; Metazoa; Mollusca; Gastropoda; Lottiidae
Exons: 8
Source: RefSeq, a predicted model, not a curated record